Messenger RNA from Cucumis melo (muskmelon), 1238 nucleotides. RefSeq lists its product as uncharacterized. NCBI's taxonomy places the organism in Eukaryota, Viridiplantae, Streptophyta, Magnoliopsida, Cucurbitales, Cucurbitaceae. The coding region runs from base 155 to 937 and encodes 260 amino acids. The record is from RefSeq and is a predicted model, not a curated record. The transcript has 5 exons.
GUUGUAUAUGAAAAAAGUUAAGAGGUUGUGUCGAUGAAAUAGAAAUAGAAAUAGAAAUAGAAUAUAGAGUUCAUUUCCAAAAUCACUUUGUCAAUAUUUGUGGUCUAAGGAUAACAGAAGUAGUGGAGAGGGUGGUGAGCGCGGCAAAGCAGAAAUGUUGCCUCUGACCCAAGCUCCGGCCGGAGUUCUACCGGCGAGAAGGUUCUCACUCUCCACAAUUCCCUCUCUCAAAUUCUCUAACCCUAAUCCUUUUCGACGCUCUAAAUUUAUUCCAAGAAGAAAUCCUACCAAACCCCUUAAUAUCACUCUUUCCAAAGCCGAAGGAACCGUCGAUUCCACCAAACAGGCUCUCUCCAACUCUCCUACUCCGCCUCCUUUCCCCACUGACCAAACUGUCUUCGUCGGCGAUGAGAAUGUUCCUUUGGAAGGUGUAAUUCAGUUCGAUAAGCCCAAUACGUCUUCUCGUUUGAGCAAAUGGGGCCGCGUAGCUCUCCUCGCUGGUGGAGAUGUAUUGGCCUUGCUUUUGUUCUCCUCAAUUGGAAGAUUCAGCCAUGGAUUACCUGUUUUUGAUUUCGAGACAUUGCGCACGGCUGACCCUUUUAUUGCUGGUUGGUUUCUAAGUGCUUACUUUCUCGGAGGUUAUGGAGACGAUGGUCGUGGUAUAAAUGGCUAUUCCAAAGCUGUUAUUGCCGCUUCUAAAUCAUGGGCUUUGGGAAUUCCACUAGGCCUACUUGUUCGGGCUGCAACAUCCGGCCGUCUUCCGCCUUAUACUUUCAUAGGAGUAACGAUGGGAAGCACGGCUGUUUUGCUCAUUGGAUGGAGAGCAAUUCUGUAUAAAGUUUUUCCAGUCAGUAACGGCAAGAAGAAUGAUGUAUAUCGCCGUGGCAACCCAUUUGAACUAUUUGAGUUGUUGACAUCAUUGGUGAGAAGAUGGUGAUGAUGGACAAACAUCCCCCAUUUGCCUGUAUCAUAGUUUGUGAUUUAAAGGGACCUUAUAAACUAACUGGUAAGAGUCCUAGAAUGAAGAAGAAAAUAGCCAAGAAACUUUGAAGAUAUAGCAGUGGAAAACUUUUUUCUGGACCAAGCCUUUUGUUGGACUACUGGUGAAUAUUAUUUUGGAUCACCUGUGAGAGUGACUUGUAAAUUUUAAGAUGAUUGGCCAAUCUUUCUCAAUGUAAUGUUAUUGUGACAAGACAACUCCUUGUUUGGGUUUUAGAUUGUGACAAAUAUCUUCAUCA